Molecule: messenger RNA, 1068 nt
Organism: Elephantulus edwardii (Cape elephant shrew)
Lineage: Eukaryota; Metazoa; Chordata; Mammalia; Macroscelidea; Macroscelididae
Gene: KTI12
Product: KTI12 homolog, chromatin associated (S. cerevisiae)
Exons: 1
Coding region: 1-1068 (355 amino acids)
Source: RefSeq, a predicted model, not a curated record
AUGCCGUUGGUCGUGUUUUGCGGGUUGCCGUACAGCGGCAAAAGCCGGCGCGCGGAGGAGCUUCGUGGCGCUCUCGUGGCCGAGGGCCGGACAGUGUACCUCGUGGACGACGCGGCAGUGCUGGGAGCGGAGGACGCGAUGGUGUAUGGCGACUCGACCCGUGAGAAGGCGUUGCGCGGGGCGCUGCGAGCCGCGGUGGAGCGGCGCCUAAGUCGCCAAGAUGUGGUCAUCCUCGAUUCGCUUAACUACAUUAAGGGAUUCCGGUACGAGCUCUACUGCCUGGCACGGGCAGCGCGCACCCCUCUCUGCCUGGUUUACUGUGUGCGACCCUGCUGGCCAAAAGGAGGACCUCCGGAGCCGGGCGAGGGGGAGUCUGAAAGCCGGAACCUGAACGUGAGCUGGAGGCCUCGCAGAGAAGAUGGGCGGAGAGCUCAGGUGAGGGGUGCUGGUGUUGGAGAACCACAAGCGGCCGGCUCUGAAAUAAAUGGGAGAUCCCAGGCUGAGGCGCCUAAAGAACAGGAGUCAGAGGGCCGAACCAGGACACUACCAGAGUCUCCAACCCUUUUGGCUACAGAAUGCGAGAAAUCCGCAGAGCAUGUUCCCAGAACUUUUUAUCCUACUGAACUUCUGGAGGCCUUAAGUCUGCGAUUCGAGGCUCCCGACUCUCGGAACCGCUGGGACCGCCCCCUGUUCACCCUGGUGGGCUUUGAGGAGCCGUUGCCUUUGGCGGAGAUCCGGGCUGCGUUGUUUGAGAACCGAGCUCCUCCACCCCAUCAAGCCACACAGUCUCAGCCCCUUGCCUCCGGCAGCUUUCUGCAUCAGUUAGACCAGAUCACUAACCAGGUGUUGGUAGGGCUGCUGGAUGCCCAAAAGAACGCUGUCCCAGGGGAUUUGCUAACGCUUCCUGGCACCACAGAGAGCCUGCGCUUUACCCGUCCCCUUACCAUGGCAGAACUGACCCGCCUCAGACGCCAGUUUAUUUCCUACACCAAAAUGCACCCUAACAACGAGAACCUCCCUCAGCUAGCCAAUAUGUUCCUGCAGUAUCUAAGCCAGAGCUUGAACUAA